AUGCUUUUCGCUGACGACAUUGUUUUGGCCGUAGAAACUAAGGAGGAGGCUAACAGUAAAUUGGAAGAGUGGAGGGAAGCCUUGGAGGGAUCAGUGAUUCAGAGUAAUGUGGAGAUUGAUGAAGACGUUUCUAAUCGUAUACAGGCAGGAUGGCUUAAGUGGCGAGCAGCGACUGGGGUGUUUAUUGAUAAAAAAUUCCCUAGUAGACUAAAGGGUAAAUUUUAUCGUGUUGCAAUUAGAUUGACAUUGUUGUACGGGACAGAAUGUUGGCCCGUAAAGAAGGAGUUCAGGGAGAAGGUAGGGGUUGCACCUCUCUCUGCAAAGAUGCGGGAGAAUAAGUUGAGAUGGUUUGGGCAUGUGCAGAGAAAGACCCAUGACGCAUGCAUCAGAGUGAAGGGAAAAAGAAUCCGAGAAAGACCUUGGAGAACGUAG
Messenger RNA from Amaranthus tricolor (Joseph's coat), 432 nucleotides. RefSeq lists its product as uncharacterized. The record is from RefSeq and is a predicted model, not a curated record. Lineage: Eukaryota; Viridiplantae; Streptophyta; Magnoliopsida; Caryophyllales; Amaranthaceae. The transcript is spliced from 3 exons. The coding region runs from base 1 to 432 and encodes 143 amino acids.